Paramecium octaurelia is the source of this 346-nucleotide messenger RNA. The record is from the annotation of a GenBank genome assembly. Lineage: Eukaryota; Ciliophora; Oligohymenophorea; Peniculida; Parameciidae.
UUAUGAACUCCCUUGGGAGAGUAUUUAGAAAUCCGCUAAGCAAUCUUUUUUUGUUAUAAAGGAGGAAUCAUAAUUGGUUUAUCGUAUAGAGAAUCAAUUAAAUUAACUAAGUAGAGGACUUUGAAGUUUCCAAUAAUUUAGAAGUGAAAACAGAAAAAAAAAUACUCACCAACACAUUAAUUUCCAAGUUUGACAUCUACUAAACCAAUUUAAUAAGAUCCUAAAGCAGUAGAAAAUAUAGAAUAAGUAUUGAAAUAGAAGUAAUCUAUUCUCUAAAUUGCUUUACAGGCUUAACAAAUAUUUUAUAAUGAUCCACUAGGAGGAGGAGGAAAGAAAUAAUACUAAC